Molecule: messenger RNA, 1264 nt
Organism: Aspergillus ochraceoroseus IBT 24754
Lineage: Eukaryota; Fungi; Ascomycota; Eurotiomycetes; Eurotiales; Aspergillaceae
Product: putative TFIID and and SAGA complex TAF10 subunit
Exons: 2
Coding region: 152-982 (276 amino acids)
Biological process (GO): transcription initiation at RNA polymerase II promoter
Cellular component (GO): transcription factor TFIID complex; SAGA complex; nucleus
Molecular function (GO): RNA polymerase II general transcription initiation factor activity; promoter-specific chromatin binding
Source: RefSeq, a predicted model, not a curated record
CAUUUGUUCAUCGUUCAGGGAUUAAUCAAUGCAUGUUCGCAGCUCCCUGGUUUCUUAGCUUCUAGGCCCCCCCCCCCCUGAGUGAAUUAUCCGAUCAGCCACACCCCUCCGUCCACAUCAUCCCAGGCACAUCUCUCUUUCCUCCCUCACCAUGGCCGCCGAAUCAUCAUCCUCUGUACCUCCCCCCUCAUCGCAACAAUCUCCCCCUGUCUCCCAGGAUCCCCCGCCGUCGUCAAUAGACAGGCAGCCGCCAUCUGCCGCCGAAGCGACCGUGGUCCCGAAGCUCGAGCCCGAAAGCUCCCACUCCACCGCGCUGGACGCCUCCAUCGAGCAGGACAUCGACCUCAACCCAGCCAAAGCUCCAGCCAUGUCAAAUCACCCCGUCGCCACCAAUCCCGCCAACAGCGGCGAUCCAGAGAUAGGCAAUCCUGUGCAAGCCGUUGCGUUGGACUCGACAGCGCCGUCGAAGAAGGAGACCAGUCUCCGCGAGUUUCUUGGAAAGAUGGAUGAAUUUGCUCCUAUUAUCCCGGAUGCCGUCACCGCACACUACCUCACCCUCGCCGGCCUCCCGCCUCCAGGAAACGGGCCCAACCAGACCCCUCCGCACCUUGCGCGCCUCCUCGCGCUGGCGACCCAAAAGUUCAUCUCAGAUAUCGCAGCAGACUCGUACCAGUAUGCGCGCAUCCGGGCCUCCAAUAGCUCCUCCGCCAGCAACCCCAUGGGCAGUCUCAACGCCGCGUCCGGCUUGAAUAUGCCCACUGGCGCUGGUGGCGCUGGAUCAGCCGGUGCGGCGACCGGCGCGGCGGGCGGUGACGCAGCGAAGGGAAAGGCAAAUACACAUUUGGGUAUUCAGAGGCCCGGGUUUGGGGGCGGUGGGUCCGGCGGCUCAGGACAGGGACGAACAGUGCUGACCAUGGAGGAUUUGGGAAUGGCCGUUUCAGAGUAUGGGGUCAGCGUUAAGAGGGGGGAGUUUUACCGAUGAGUUUUCUGCGCUUCUUUGCUAGCGGUUAUUGGGAAUAGUUGGGUUGGGUAUGUCUCUAGGUAUUCUGGCUUCGUGGUGGUGUGGGUGUGUGUAUAAGAAUGCACCACCCCGGCUUCGACAGAUUCCCCUUCCCUCUCCACCCUUUUUUUUUUUUAUCUGUCUAUGGACUAUGGCGUCUUUAUUGGGAGAGAAGGGAUAUCCUGCGUUGGGCUAUAAAAUUAUUACAGUGCUAGAUUUGCAGUGGCGUUUAGGUGGUGAGAUAAGUUAGUUAGGAAACAUAUU